Molecule: messenger RNA, 747 nt
Organism: Racocetra persica
Lineage: Eukaryota; Fungi; Glomeromycota; Glomeromycetes; Diversisporales; Gigasporaceae
Source: the annotation of a GenBank genome assembly
AUGACAUCAAUGGCUAACGUGGACUCUAAACUUCGUUUACAUCAUGGUGCAGUUGAUAAUUUAGCUUUGACAGAGCGACCACCAUAUGAAAUUUUCAUAGUAAUUAAACAAACUUUAGUUAGUAUGGGUAUAGAAAUAAAGCGAGAAGGAGAAUUCAAAGUUAGAUGCGUGAGGCGCAAGAGAAAGGUUGAAAGCAAACCAUCUGCUAAAGAUAAGUCUAUAAAGAGCAAGGACACUUUGGCAACAUUAGAAGGUUCUGAAAGUACAUCAGAUUUUUCCAUUGAAAAGAAGCGUAAAAAAUAUGCUAGUGGGGCGUUUAAAACACUGUUGCGUCGUACAAGUUCAAACAAUACCAAUCAAUUAUUAUCUACAUCACACAGCCAUAAAUUAAAUCGAUCAGAGGAGUCAGUGUCUGCUUCUGCACCAACUAGUCCGACAAUAGGUCCGAUUAUGACAGUUACGAGCCCAACCGAUUGUCCCGCCCCAUCAUUAUUACCAGAAGUAUUAUAUGGUGAUCCGACGACAGAUUCGGGCGAUGAAAUCAGGUUUGCAGUAGAACUAUGUCGUCUUAAGAAUCUUCCUGGAUUAUACAUUGUGGAUAUCAAAAGAAUAAAGGGUAAUCUUUGGGCAUACAAAUUUUUGUAUCAUACGCUUCUCGAUAAAUUGGACUUAAAAGGCAAAGGUGGUUAUUUAACUAUUGGAACAAGUGGCGGAAUGAUUCAUGAUGGGAAGACUUAUAUAGUUUAA